Molecule: messenger RNA, 1329 nt
Organism: Penicillium pulvis
Lineage: Eukaryota; Fungi; Ascomycota; Eurotiomycetes; Eurotiales; Aspergillaceae
Product: WD40 repeat domain-containing protein
Exons: 2
Coding region: 1-1329 (442 amino acids)
Molecular function (GO): protein binding
Source: RefSeq, a predicted model, not a curated record
AUGGCUACCCCAUCUAAACAAAUCCAAAAUGGCCCGGCAACUCCAGUGUACAUCCUUCGGGGCCAUGGGGCGCCAAUACACGCGCUGGAUAUCUUCUCACAAAACCUGCGGCUCGUCUCCGGAGACGCCAACGGGUGGAUUGUCAUCUGGGAUCUGGUCAGCAAACGGCCCGUAACAGUAUGGAAAGCACACGAGGGUGCAGUACUUGAAGUGAAAGGAUUCAACUAUGGUGCCAGCGGCACAGAAAUUUACACACAUGGUCGCGACCAUAAGCUAUGCGUUUGGAAGAUUCGAGCAGAGGACGAAGAAUUCCUUGAUAAGACGCUUCCAGUCGAUGCAGCUGAGGGUUCUGCGAAAAAAGGAGCUCAACCAUGGCUGCUACAUUCUUUACCUGUUAAUGCGCUGAAUUUCUGUGCAUUUUCCAUGACGUCCAUCCACACAGCGGAUAACUCAUCUUCAGAACAUGUCCAGACCGGACAAUCAGCUACACCAAGGAACAUCCUCUUUGCAGUUCCUAAUGCGCUUGAUUCUGGUGGAGUCGAUAUCUUCCACCUCCCAUCCGAGCUCCGUCUCAGCACCAUCCCGUCAGAUCCUGCUGUCAAAACAGGCAUGGUGAUGGCCGUCAAUAUUUUCGUUGCUUCAUCGGGUGAUAUUUAUGUCGCAUCCGCCUAUGAGGAUGGCCAUGUCAUGGUUUAUGUUCAUAAAGGACCUCUCACCGCGAAAGAUUUCGAGCGUGAGAAUAUUGUCUCGAACCCAUGGAAAUGGGAGAGACUCUACGCCGGUCGUCCGCAUAGCCAACCCGUUCUUUCGAUUGAUGUCUCUCCCAAGCGCGACUGUUUUAUCUCUUCUUCUGCUGAUGCUUUGAUCAUUAAGCACCCUAUUCCGGGACCGGGGACAAUUGGGGAUAUCCCAAUUAUCAAUUAUAAAGAGGAGUCGCCAAUGAAGACGAUGAAUACAAAGCAUUCGGGUCAGCAGGGUUUAAGGAUACGCAGUGAUGGAAAGAUCUUUGCGACUGCUGGCUGGGAUAGCAGGGUGAGAGUUUACUCAGGCACCACGUUGAAGGAGCUUGCUGUUCUCAAGUGGCAUAAAGAGGGUUGCUACUCGGUCGCAUUUGGGGAAAUUAAUCUUGAAUUACAACAAGCAUCUCCAGUCAAGGCCGACGGCCAUGAAAUGCGAGACGAAACCGAGGGGAACCAAGAGCAGUUGGUGCAAGGAGCUGAUCUGUCACUUGCAGCCGUUCAAAACCAAAGGAGCAUGAAGAUACAACAGACACACUGGUUGGCAGCUGGGUCCAAGGAUGGAAAAAUUUCAUUAUGGGAUAUCUACUGA